AUGUCCGACGAAGAGGAAAUUUCCGUCUACGACGAGGUCGAAAUCGAGGACAUGACUUAUGACGAGGCCCUGCAGACCUACUUCUAUCCAUGCCCCUGCGGCGACCGCUUCCAGAUUGCCCUCGCGGACCUCCAGGACGAGGAGACGGAUAUCGCAGUGUGCCCGAGCUGCAGCCUGAUGAUUCGCGUCAUAUAUGAGGUAGUAAGGCAACCCUUCCCUCCUGAGCCGACUCAUCUCGUCUUGACCUAG
Messenger RNA from Cryphonectria parasitica EP155, 249 nucleotides. RefSeq lists its product as uncharacterized. The transcript has a single exon. Gene Ontology annotation, molecular function: metal ion binding. The record is from RefSeq and is a predicted model, not a curated record. Bases 1 to 249 code for a protein of 82 amino acids. Gene Ontology annotation, biological process: protein histidyl modification to diphthamide. NCBI's taxonomy places the organism in Eukaryota, Fungi, Ascomycota, Sordariomycetes, Diaporthales, Cryphonectriaceae.